This is a messenger RNA of Sciurus carolinensis (gray squirrel), 3933 nucleotides long. It is a transcript of the gene Syt14, whose product is annotated as synaptotagmin 14. Bases 1 to 2514 code for a protein of 837 amino acids. The transcript is spliced from 6 exons. Lineage: Eukaryota; Metazoa; Chordata; Mammalia; Rodentia; Sciuridae. The record is from RefSeq and is a predicted model, not a curated record.
AUGGCAUUUUUCAAAACUUUUCAGCAGAAUCUGCCUUCAGUGUCCUCCCUGGUGGACACAAUCAGUAGUGCUGUAGAAGACUUGACCACUGCUGUUGGGGAGGUCAGCUAUGCUUUAACUGACUCAGUUGCUGAGCAGGUAACAAGUAUGAUAAAUGGCUUUCGCCCUGAAGAGGAAAUUUCGGCUGCAGAAGAAACUGUGAACAUUUCUGACCCAAAAAAUACCAUGUUACCAGAAAUUUUCAACAACAAUGCUUUCCAGAAAACACAGUCCAAUUUAGAGCACAGAGCAAAGCAAAUAAAUUAUAAUAAUACUUUAGCUUCACAAGAGCAAGAAAUGCACGAAGAAAGAUUAUUUAAACAUACUAAUGAUAGGCCACAGACAAUAUCAGAGUAUCAAGAAACUGGUAAUGUUAGUGAUUCUUCUUUGAAAGGCUGCAUGAAAAAUGAUGGGAUCUCAGUUAUCAAGCAGGAUACAAAAGCUGGAUCUACUUGUCAUGGACUUGAAAGUGCUGACAGAUGUAAAAAAAUUGGAUUAGGAAUCUCCAAUAAUGGUAAGAAUGAUUUAAAGGAGGUAAGAUAUCAAGAAAUGAAAGAAAAUGAGACUAUCACCAAUGGAAUAAGCAUAUUAUAUGAGAAAAAGAAAUACAUUGUUACAGAUAAUCAUAAAAGAGGAGAAUAUGCUAAAUCUCAAUAUAUGUUUUGGGGAAGAGAUCAAGAUAAAAUGGGGCAUUUCAGCAAAAGUGAACAUCUUGUUGAUUUAAGGCAUUCUGAUCAUUUGAAGAAAGCUGAAAAACAUAUGAAGUGUAAAGAAUUCAAAGGGAAUGAGUGUUCUCCAAAAGAUAUUUUGACAAACAAUAGACAGAAACCCACUAUGAAAGAAGAUAUAUAUAUACCAUCAUCAUCUAAUUCUAAAAAUACAUUUUCUGGAAAAAUCAACCAACAAAUAAACCCAGCAAAAUACCACAAAGUGAAAGGAGACAUUAAAACAAAGAAAAAUGAAGCCAAUUCUGCCAAGAAAGGAACAGCAAAGGGUAAAGUUGAAAAAUAUUCUAAGAUAGUACCAGAAAAAGAUAAUUCCUACAUGGACAAAGAUGAGCAUGGUUCAUCCUCUGAAAGUGAAGAUGAAGCACUGGGUAAAUAUCAUGAGGCCUUAUCCAGAACACAUAAUUCUAGACUACCAUUGGUAGAUUCUAGACAAAAGAACUAUGCUUGGGAAACAAGACAAAAAUACAGUCCUUUAUCUGCGGAGUAUGAUGGAUACAGUAGUGAAGCAUCAAUAGAUGAAGGAAACUGCAUUCAGAGAAUGAGAAGAACACCCCCACUGGAUGAAUUGCAGCCACCACCAUAUCAGGAUGACAGUGGUUCUCCCCAUCUCUCAUGUACACCUUCAGAAAUUGGGGACGGUAAAUGUGAAUUUUCCCACUGCAGUAAUAGUCCACGAUGCUCAUAUAACAAGUGUCCAAGUGAAGGAAGCACAGGUCAUGAAAUAGAAAGUUUUCAUAAUAAAGGAUAUGAAGAAGAUGUUCCAAGUGACAGCACUGCAGUUCUGAGCCCUGAAGAUAUGUCAGCUCAAGGAUCAUCUUCACAGCUUCCUAAACCUUUUGAUCCUGAGCCAGAAGCUAAAUAUGGCACACUGGAUGUGACUUUUGACUAUGACUCACAAGAACAGAAGCUUUUGGUAACAGUGACAGCUGUCACAGACAUCCCAACAUAUAACAGGACAGGUGGUAACUCAUGGCAAGUACACCUUGUUCUUCUACCUAUAAAGAAACAGAGAGCAAAAACCAGCAUCCAGAGAGGACCAUGCCCUGUCUUCACAGAAACAUUCAAAUUUAAUCACGUUGAAUCUGAGAUGAUUGGAAAUUAUGCAGUUCGGUUUAGACUUUAUGGUGUACAUCGCAUGAAAAAAGAAAAGAUUGUGGGGGAAAAGAUUUUUUAUUUAACAAAAUUGAAUCUUCAAGGGAAAAUGUCAUUACCUGUGAUACUGGAACCUUCUUAUAAUCAUUCUGGUUGUGACUCCCAAAUGAGCAUGUCAGAAAUGUCCUGUAGUGAAAGUACAUCGUCUUGUCAAUCUCUUGAACAUGGUUCAGUUCCAGAGAUUCUCAUUGGCCUGCUUUAUAAUGCCACAACUGGAAGAUUAUCAGCAGAAGUGAUAAAAGGCAGCCACUUCAAAAACUUGGCAGCAAACAGACCACCCAAUACAUAUGUUAAGUUAACUCUACUGAAUUCCAUGGGUCAAGAGAUGUCCAAGUGCAAGACAUCCAUCCGCAGAGGGCAGCCAAAUCCAGUAUACAAGGAAACUUUUGUAUUUCAAGUAGCUCUAUUUCAACUUUCUGAUGUGACACUUAUACUAUCUGUGUAUAACAAACGCAGCAUGAAAAGAAAAGAAAUGAUAGGCUGGAUUUCUUUAGGUCUGAACAGCUCUGGAGAAGAGGAACUCAACCAUUGGACUGAAAUGAAGGAGUCGAAAGGACAGCAAGUAUGUAGAUGGCAUGCGUUACUAGAGUCAUGAUGAACAGGAUGAACGAGCCGUCAGUCAAAGGCCACAUUCUUUCUGAUUACAACACUGCUGUUUUCACCUGGUCACCAUUAGAAGAGCUAUUCUUUGAAGAAUAAUAUUCAACAUUCUACCAAAAUCCUUUAAAUGCUUUGGAAAGAACGCCUAAUACUGACAUACAUGAAGAAAAGAUAUGUCUCUGGUGGAGCUUGUGUGGAAACUGAGAAACCAACAACAUUAUUGUUAAACUAAUAGUCCUCCAGAGAUUUAAAGCUAUGCUUUUGAUUUGAAAUCACUUUUACUUUAGCAAAAGAGCCAGUAAUUUUAUGAAAGAUUAUAAGUGAUUUUUAAAAAUCAGAAUUUUCGUUGCAUCACUAUUUUAGUAUCACCCUACAUAUUACCCAUAAAGCAUUUUAAAUGGCCAGUCUUGGUGUUUAUAAUGUUCUUUAAUAUGAAAAAAUAGUUCUCCAGCACUAUCACAAGUUAUAUCUAAUGAAGGGUUUCAAUCACAUUGAAAAUUAUUUUGUCUCAGACAUGUCCUUUGUGCCCUUAGUUUCAUUGUGCCUCAGUUCUUCUCCAUAGCACUAAAUCUAAGUGCAAGCAAAUAUUCAUUUUCAUGAAGGAAUUUUGAAGAUGUGUUAUUUUUCAAAAGUUUAUUUCUUUAUUUGCCUCUGCUUCUGCCUGAUCCAAAGAGACCAAGUCAUGUCCUGGUCCCUUGCAAGCCUUCUAGACAGGUUGUACUGUAGAACUAUGUAACUUUCUGUUGAAAGCACUCCCUGUAUUCUUGUAUUCCAAUGUAGGAAGCCAAUAGAACAGGACUUUACUUUAGAACUAGUUUCAGUGAUUGACUCUUUACAAUUGUGUAAUGUGAAAAAUGUUUUUCUACAAACUGAAAAAUAAGAGAAGCUGUUGGAAAUUAAAAGCAAUUCACAUUAAAGAAAAAUUUAAUUGUCUGCUCUGAGUAUUUAGUAAGCAACACUGCAUAAAGCAGGUAGCACUCAAAAUAAGAAACUCUGUCACCCUCACUUCAGUUUAUAUGGUGAUGUAAAGACUAUCCUGUUCACAGUUCGAUUCAGAGCAUCAAGUUCAAAACAGUUCUGAGAUUCUUUAUGAAGUUUCUAGUGACUUGUGACUAGAUUUUAUGAAAUUUACAGAUAACGUUCUUCAACGUGAUGUCAUCUUGUGCCUUUCAUGUAAGUUCAAUUUGCUCAUACAGCUUGGAAGUUGUAUUUGCAAAAUUAGGCCUUCAAUUUUUUAUAAAUGUAAAGAUUCCUCAGAACAGUGUCACAGGAUCUUUAUUUCCUCUGAAAUGUGUAAAAGUUAUAUAAUGUACUAAUUUUUUUAAAUGGCAAGGCACUUUCAUUUGUUGUUUUUAUAUUUAGGAACUCUGAUUAAUCAGGAAUAUUAUAAGCUAUUUUCUUUUCAAUUUUGCUU